AUGGUCGAAACUCGUGGUCCGCAGCCAUCUUUUGAUGGUGAGGGCUCUCUGGAUCUUCCUUCUUUCUCUCCCGAUGAAACCAACCCUGAUCAGAAACCUCCGCGUCCUUUUGACAACGAGGAACAUGGCUCACCUCCGGCGGCCAAAAAGCGCCGCACGGGUUCCGGCCCGGAUGAAGCGCUUUCCAUGCCUCCCGAGUCCAUGUCGGUGACGGACCAGCAGGGUCCGGGUCACCGAAUCGAGGAGGAGCUGGCCACAGCACUUGGAGAAGGCGUAGUGGACAGCGUUGAGCAAGCCGACCAUGCUGGCGACCGGCAUGGCCAGCUGGAACAGUCCACUGAGGCCGUAGCAGCCGAGGACGGUGACACUGAGGUGAAUCCCGACAUGGCUAAUAUCAUUUCGGAGAUCAUGGACCAUACUGAACGCCAGGAGCAUUCUGUGAUGCUGGGCCAGCAGGAAAUUCCGCAAUCGAGCCAGUUCAACGGGGCCAAGGGCUUUGCUUUCCUCAAGGCCAACUCCCACUUAAAGAUCCAGAGCCUGCCGAUUCUGGACAAUCUGUCUACUCAAAUCCUAUCCUUUCUCUCCAAAAACACCUACCAAGACCUCACUGCGAUGAUCUCUGAGCCCGAAUCUGAGAAUGGCCAGGCCUACGCAACCAUGCGCUCUCUUUUUGAUCAUACAAAGAGAGUAUACAAUAUCAAACACUCAUUCCUCCAAACCUCCGACCUCGAAAUCACCGACCCCUCUCAGGUGGACACCAUCCGCAAGGCGAACUUGGCUUCGUUCGUCUCCAGCAUCUUCGGCUCCCAGGAAAUUGGUUUUGCAGAAUUGAAUGAACACUUCCUGGAUGUGUUUGUCCCUGAAGGUGGCCGCCUGUUGAAGGUUCAAGGUGCUCUGUACCUUGAACUUAAGACCCAGGCAUUCAUUUCAGCAUUGAACAACAAAUCCCGUUCUCGGACUGAGCUUCUCUAUGAUCUGUUCCCCGACGACAUGGAGCAGCGAUUGCUGGCACGGCGUCCAGGCACCCGGCAGUUGGCUCCUAGCGAAACCGACUUUGUCAACCGACUCACCUCCCGACGGGAAAUUCUUCUUGGCGACAUUAACAAUGAAGAAGCACUGAGAACCAUGCCCGACAAGUAUCGCUGGGAAGAUUUUCUUCGGGAUCUCAGCUCUUACAUCUCCAAAAACUUUGAGACCAUCAGCGCCCAACCGGGGAAGAAGAUCGUCAAAGGACGCCGGCCAUCAAGCUCUAGCGGCGAUGCGCAGGAACUCAAUACCACGCACCAAGGACAAUUCUCGGUCAACCAGCAGGUCGAAGUCCCCGUGGACCGAAACAUGCACGGUGAUCUUGUGGCCCGUGCUGCUCGUGCUGCACAAAUAGCUCUGCAAGGUCAUGGACUUCGACGUUCCCAGCAGCAAUCGCAGCAGCAACAUCAACACCAGCAGCAGCCGCAACAGGCACAGUCUCAGGCCAGCCAGUCCCCUUCGCAGCCCCCGCCGCCGCAGCCGCAAGUAGCCCAGCAAGCGAGCCCAUCUGACAACCAAUAUCUCCACGGGUAUACUGCAGCCCAGCAACCCGGCCAAUCUGCUCAGCCAUAUCAACACAGUCCCACCCCGCCUGGCGGAUACCAGUCGCAGCAUUCUGGGCAGCUCACGUUUCAGCAGAGCCCGCUGCAGGCUAAUUUCCAACAGUACAAUCCCAAUGCGGCGCAGGCGAUGCAGGCCAGAACGAAUGGCAUGUCUUCCAACCAUGGAUACAUGCCGGGAAUUCCUCAUUACUCUCAAUCGCAGCCCACCCAAGUUCUCUAUGAGCGUGCCCGCAUGGCGGCAUCUGCCAAGUCAUCUCCGACGAGCCGCAAAUCCGGGCUGCCUAGUCAACGCCGCCCUUGGACCACCGAGGAAGAGAACGCAUUGAUGGCCGGACUGGACCGGGUCAAGGGUCCCCACUGGAGUCAGAUUCUUGCCAUGUUCGGGCCUGGAGGCACCAUUAGCGAGGCUUUGAAGGACCGCAACCAGGUGCAGCUCAAAGAUAAGGCACGCAACCUCAAGUUAUUCUUUCUCAAGAGUGGGAUCGAAGUCCCGUAUUAUCUGAAAUUUGUGACUGGCGAAUUAAAGACCCGGGCUCCUUUGCAGGCGGCCAAGCGCGAGGCCCGUGAGAGACAGAAGAAGCAGGGCGAGGAAGAUAAGGCCCAUGUGGAGGGUAUUAAGGGCAUGAUGGCCCUGGCCGGAGCCCAUGCGCCGCCCGUGGCAGGUCAUGAGAUGUCCGCUUCGCCCAGCUUGCCGGAUGCCAGCAGUCAAUCGGUCUUUGACCAAACCGCUGAACAGAACCUCAUGCAGACCCUCAGCCAGGAGGUCCAUGGCAGCCAGUACCCACAGCACCAACACUCGCAAACGCCCGACCACAUUGAUCCCAAUAUGCAGCUGGGACAGUAG
Messenger RNA from Penicillium alfredii, 2433 nucleotides. RefSeq lists its product as uncharacterized. NCBI's taxonomy places the organism in Eukaryota, Fungi, Ascomycota, Eurotiomycetes, Eurotiales, Aspergillaceae. The coding region runs from base 1 to 2433 and encodes 810 amino acids. The record is from RefSeq and is a predicted model, not a curated record. Gene Ontology annotation, molecular function: double-stranded telomeric DNA binding; protein homodimerization activity. The transcript is spliced from 4 exons. Gene Ontology annotation, biological process: telomere maintenance via telomere lengthening.